Molecule: messenger RNA, 2167 nt
Organism: Pongo pygmaeus (Bornean orangutan)
Lineage: Eukaryota; Metazoa; Chordata; Mammalia; Primates; Hominidae
Gene: YARS1
Product: tyrosyl-tRNA synthetase 1
Exons: 14
Coding region: 175-1866 (563 amino acids)
Biological process (GO): tyrosyl-tRNA aminoacylation
Molecular function (GO): tRNA binding; tyrosine-tRNA ligase activity; ATP binding
Source: RefSeq, a predicted model, not a curated record
ACGGUGGGCUCAUCUCUUGCGUUACCUUGUUACCUUGUUACCUUGUGUUGGAGCCAAAAUUUGAAUCCAGGACUGCCACUCCACCUCCUUAUUAAGUGCCAGACGUGGUGCUUAGUCGCUGGGGAUACGUCAAGGGCCUGCCAGAGCUUGUCUGAAGGGGAUCAGACGUUAAAAAUGACCCAUUACGGUUCAAACGGAGUCUCGCUCUGUCGCCCAGGCUGGAGUGCAGUGGCGCGAUCUCGACUCAUUGCAAGCUCCGCCCCCCCGCGUUCACGCCAUUCUCCUGCCUCAGCCUCCCGAGUAGCUGGGACUACAGGCGCCCGCCACCACGCCCGGGAGGUUCUAGGGGAAGAGAAGCUGAAGGAGAUACUGAAGGAGCGGGAACUUAAAAUUUACUGGGGAACGGCAACCACGGGCAAACCACAUGUGGCUUACUUUGUGCCCAUGUCAAAGAUUGCAGACUUCUUGAAGGCAGGGUGUGAGGUAACAAUUCUGUUUGCGGACCUCCACGCAUACCUGGAUAACAUGAAAGCCCCAUGGGAACUUCUAGAACUCCGAGUCAGUUACUAUGAGAAUGUGAUCAAAGCAAUGCUGGAGAGCAUUGGUGUGCCCUUGGAGAAGCUCACGUUCAUCAAAGGCACUGAUUACCAGCUCAGCAAAGAGUACACACUAGAUGUGUACAGACUCUCCUCCGUGGUCACACAACACGAUUCCAAGAAGGCUGGAGCUGAGGUGGUAAAGCAGGUGGAGCACCCUUUGCUGAGUGGCCUCUUGUACCCCGGACUGCAGGCUUUGGAUGAAGAGUAUUUAAAAGUAGAUGCCCAAUUUGGAGGCGUUGAUCAGAGAAAGAUUUUUACCUUUGCAGAGAAGUACCUCCCUGCACUUGGCUAUUCAAAACGGGUCCAUCUGAUGAAUCCUAUGGUUCCAGGAUUAACAGGCAGCAAAAUGAGCUCUUCAGAAGAGGAGUCCAAGAUUGAUCUCCUUGAUCGGAAGGAGGAUGUGAAGAAAAAACUGAAGAAGGCCUUCUGUGAGCCAGGAAAUGUGGAGAACAAUGGGGUUCUGUCCUUCAUCAAGCAUGUCCUUUUUCCUCUUAAGUCCGAGUUUGUGAUCCUACGAGAUGAGAAAUGGGGUGGAAACAAAACCUACACAGCUUACAUGGACCUGGAAAAGGACUUUGCUGCUGAGGUUGUACAUCCUGGAGACCUGAAGAAUUCUGUUGAAGUCGCACUGAACAAGUUGCUGGAUCCAAUCCGGGAAAAGUUUAAUACCCCUGCCCUGAAAAAACUGGCCAGCGCUGCCUACCCAGAUCCCUCGAAGCAGAAGCCAAUGGCCAAAGGCCCUGCCAAGAAUUCAGAACCAGAGGAGGUCAUCCCAUCCCGGCUGGAUAUCCGUGUGGGGAAAAUCAUCACUGUGGAGAAGCACCCAGACGCAGACAGCCUGUAUGUGGAGAAGAUUGACGUGGGGGAAGCUGAACCACGGACUGUGGUGAGCGGCCUGGUACAGUUCGUGCCCAAGGAGGAACUGCAGGACAGGCUGGUAGUGGUGCUGUGCAACCUGAAACCCCAAAAGAUGAGAGGAGUCGAGUCCCAAGGCAUGCUUCUGUGUGCUUCUAUAGAAGGGAUAAACCGCCAGGUUGAACCUCUGGACCCUCCGGCAGGCUCUGCUCCUGGUGAGCGCGUGUUUGUGAAGGGCUAUGAAAAGGGCCAACCAGAUGAGGAGCUCAAGCCCAAGAAGAAAGUCUUCGAGAAGUUGCAGGCUGACUUUAAAAUUUCUGAGGAGUGCAUCGCACAGUGGAAGCAAACCAACUUCAUGACCAAGCUGGGCUCCAUUUCCUGUAAAUCGCUGAAAGGGGGGAACAUUAGCUAGCCAGCCCAGCAUCUUCCUCCCUUCUUCCACCACUGAGUCAUCUGCUGUCUCUUCAGUCUGCUCCAGCCAUCACCCAUUUACACAUCUCUCAGGACACGGAAGCAGCGGGUUUGGACUCUUUAUUCGGUGCAGAACUCAGCAAGGGGCAGCUUACCCUCCCCAGAACCCAGGAUCAUCCUGUCUGGCUGCAGUGAGAGACCAACCCCUAACAAGGGCUGGGCCGCAGCAGGGAGUCCAGCCCUACCUUCUUCCCUUGGCAGCUGGAGAAAUCUGGUUUCAAUAUAACUCAUUUAAAAAUUUA